This is a messenger RNA of Homarus americanus (American lobster), 2708 nucleotides long. RefSeq lists its product as uncharacterized. Lineage: Eukaryota; Metazoa; Arthropoda; Malacostraca; Decapoda; Nephropidae. The record is from RefSeq and is a predicted model, not a curated record. The transcript is spliced from 6 exons. Bases 233 to 1474 code for a protein of 413 amino acids.
AUGAUGUGUGAGGUAGAGGUGCCGGGAGCCAAAUGUACCAGUCGGGCAGAGGACGGAGACAGCCUAGCCGAGCUACUCAGUCUGCCUCCCACAGUUCAGCCGUUAACUCUGCACUGCUCUCCACACCACAAGUACAUUCACGACUAUAUUAAUAUCCUACUUUACUGACACGUUAAAAGAAAUUCUUCAAAAGGAGGCUGUUGAAUGUCUGCAGUAAAAUACAGAACACAGCAUGGCAUCUGUACUAUUCAAGAAAGCAUGGCUAUGGUGGCAUGGGAGAGCAGGUGGGUGGAGCGGACAUCAAAUUUGGUACUGUCUACUCAUAGCUUGGAUCUUUUUAACCACUCAUGUCAUCAUCUGCACGCGUGGCAGCCUUCACCACCCAGCCCUACAACAAGUUUGCUACGGCCACGACAACGAUCCCCAAACUAAUCAACCUCAUAACACCUGCUGCCAUCUCCACAACUACACCAAGGACGAUAUUAUUACCUGCGUUCAGAGAGCAACGUAUGAUUUCCCCGACGCCAAACGAUACAGGAGAGAUGCCAGUAUAAACAAUCCCAACAAUGACCGAUCACUCACCAAAGAAAAAGACUACUUCCCCAGCCCAAACAAUCACCUGUUGAAGUUUUACCACCUCCCAAUUGGACGUUCCUCCCCAGACCCUCAACCCAAUGGGAUAUCUGGCCUCCCAACUACUAGCGGAGUUUGGGGAUGGCUGUGGGUAGUUACAGGGGAUUCGAGAAUGAGGCAAGUCUUCAGUGCUUUGGUGACGCGACUCAAUUCUCCAAGACUCAAGUACAGAAAUCCAUCAACAGGGGGCAAGUGGCGAAGUGUACACGAAUUAGUAGAAAACUUGCGUAUCGGCAAAUUACACCAAGACAUUGAAGUGCAACACCUGGAUGUACCUCUAAGACUUGUGUUUCACUGGGACCCACUACUGCUAAAGUUACCAGCACUCUUGAAUCACUGGACAGACCAAGAAGAACAAAGACCAACUCUACUCCUAUUAGGAUCAAGUCUACACUGGAUGAAGACGACCCUAAACACAUUCCACACAUCUGGCCCUCAAGCUGCCUUGGAUAAGUUUAAAAAACACAUGAAUACUUUUUUGCCACAGCUAACCAAGUUUGCUGAAACAACUUCCACGAUCAUCCAACUUCAAGACCAUUUACAGGAAUCACGGAUCUUCAGAAAAUACCGAGGCAUCUAUUCCAACAGCAACAUUGACCUGUACAAUAAUUUCCUAUCAUCUUACUUAACUGGCUCAAGCAUCACCAUCUGGGACAGCAACAUUCCUUUCUCUGACACCUACAUCACUCAAUGUGUACAUGGUUAUAAAAAAUCAUUUGAUAAAUUAUGGGACUGUGGCAAUCCUCUACACACUGGCUUUAUCAUGAUUGAGAAAUAUGCAAAUAUGUUUCUCAAUGAUGUCUGCAACUCUUACUUUGACUUAAAUGCCACUUACUGUUAAUAUGAAUGUGAUUUUAAUGAAUCAGCUUUAUCAUUAAUGUUUUAAACCCAUUUUCCACACUUGACUACCUACAGUAUUUUCUAGAUUUAACUUACUAAUUCGAGCCGCCCCUUUCCGUUAAAUCAAAAUUUCCGCUAAAUCGAACAUGAUUCCGUUAAAUUCCGUGCCAAAUAUGCCACUUGACGCUUGGGGUUUGUUUACAUCCGCUCAGUCUGUGUCCUGCUGCCACCACGUGUGUUGUUUACUGCUACCUCUCGGUCAACUAACUACUGUGCUUGGACAUCAUGCCGAAAGUCUCUCAGAAAGGAAGUGGUGUGUGGGAGAAAGUCAAGAGAGUGCGGCUAUCAAUUGGAAAAAAAGUUUGGAAAUUAUAGACAAAAUUGAAAACAAACACCAAACCGCCUUGUUUAAGGUAUGCCAUGAAUAAUGAUUCUAAUGUUUCUAUGCCUGAGGUGUCUCUGUAGGUGUGAGCAUAUUACCGGAAUUACAGUAUUUUACAGCAUAUGACGCACUUUUUUUGUCUGAAAAAUGUCAAAAAAAAUCAGCCUGUGUCCUAUAUGUGAAGUUGCAGUCUCCUGCAAGUUAAUGAAUCCCCCAGUUGCUGUCUCCAGAAGGCUAACUUCUACCUAACCCAAUUCCAGAAUUAAAAAUGUUAUUGCUUACUUAAACACAUUACAGUACAAGCAUUACAAUCUAUUAUUGCCAUACCUGCAACACUUAUUUUUCAAUCUACAAAUACCUGAUACAAAUGAAGAUUUACAGACACCUUUCUUCACAGUUACACCUGUUAACAUCACUGGUAGCAUUAUAGCCAGGUUAGACUCGUCUCUGUAACCAGGUUACUGGACCAAACUGUUGUUUUUCAACUUGUAUUUUUGGGUCUUUCUUAAUUUAUUUUUCCUGAUAUACAUGCACACAUCAUCCUACAUACUUAAUGAAAAAAAUAAAAGAAAUAAUUGUCCUAAGGGGAAACACAUAAAGGGAAUAUACAUUUCCUUGUAAACGAGUUAGCUGGUUCAGUGAGGGAGCAGAAGGACAACUGGGCAGUGGGGGUUGUCAUUGGGGGGUAAGAGUGUUUGCUUGGGAAUCGGCGGAGGUAGCGUCACCGCUACUAUGGUAAACAGGGAGUAUAGAUGUACAGUAUAUGCAAAUGGCGACUGUGUUAAACUUUCAUUUGGCUUUUAUUUACUGGUUUGGCAAUAGAGUAAUUUUUUUUGUAACUUAUUUAUUGGUA